Trichoderma asperellum CBS 433.97 is the source of this 585-nucleotide messenger RNA. The record is from RefSeq and is a predicted model, not a curated record. NCBI's taxonomy places the organism in Eukaryota, Fungi, Ascomycota, Sordariomycetes, Hypocreales, Hypocreaceae.
UCAAUAAGUGUUUCUUUAGUCCCUGGAACCUAUACAACUCUCCAUACAGGCUCCCAUUUCGCUGUCGGGGGCCAGUAUUGAAACCAUAUGGGUGCAAGCCAUUCAAUGAAGGCCCAAAAAAAACCGGUCAAUACACGAGCAUGGUGUCUGGAAGAGAGGGUCCUAUCUGCACGAGCGCUCUGGUACUGCAGCCAUACCCUUCAAUAUCAGUGCCAGAUGGGCCACAGGAAUUUCAGUAGCAAUCAGAACAUGGCUGAUGGUCAGGACGGCUUCCCACGACUCCCAGAUCGUAUCUUUACCCCGAAGUUGUCAAGCCUACCGCAGAUCUCCGUCAAAGAAAGCAGAAAAAGGGGCUCUAAAGCACAUCCUUGCGAUCGGCUCAAUGCCCUCUCAGGCAUCGCGGGGUAUUUUGCGGAGUUCUGGUCGAACAACAGAUAUCUCGCCGGGCUGUGGGAACAUCAGCUUCCAUGCUGCCUACUGUAGUUCAUACCACAUUCAGAUACCGCUCCCAGGCCUUCCAAAUAUAGAGAGGGUUGCUUCCAGCACCAGUGGGACGAAGAAACUUCCAGUGCCAAAGGCGAGGUU